ACCGUGUGCGUUUUGGUUUUUCGCCCUCUCGCAACCGCCCUUUCGUAGGCAGGCGAACGACUUAAGCGACCCACGUGUUCCGUUACCCGGAAUUUACCAUCCCCUGCCGCCCUUCUUUACACUAUCAGCUGUCCUCCCCUAGGACUUUCAGUUUCUUCCUAUUCUGAGUUCGGGUUGUGGUGUUGUUUGCUUGCGGAUUUUCCUCUGAGACUUGCAGUUGUGUUUCGUACGUCGUCUGGUCGGGAGUCGUUGGGUGGAAAGCCAGUGCCAGAGCUUUCAGUUCGCGGGCGCCCGUUCAGCUGUUUGGCAGUGCGCGUGUGACACGGGGAAAAAGCUCUCGGAAUCGAACCACCGAGUUAGUUCAAUUCACACGUGGUGCCUUACAGGAAGAUAUUGGUUUUGAAGUCGGAUGUGAAAGGAUUGGUGAAGCAGCCUUUUCCUACAACGACGAUAACAACCGGUGUGAGACCUAUAGCGAUCGAAACGACUGCGACGACAACGACCACCAACUAAGUGAGGAGUGUACCGUUUCCGGCCCCGUCGAAAAAAUAAAGGAAAAGUGUUAGAAGUGCCAUAAAGCGAAGAAAAGCGUACCCAUAGUUAAUCCGUUUCAAAAUAUUUACGCAAUGGACGAAUUCCGGCACCGGUGGGUCAACAACUGUGAAAGGAAACUACUUUCGGUGAAUUGAUUGCAGUUCGGUGCGGAAAAGAGGAAUGAAAAGUGUGAAACACCGGAAAAUUAGGCCCAUGUCGAGCGCAGUAAAAAUAAUAGCGUAACCAUAAUCCGUCUGUUAAUUAAUCAAACCUCAUUAUGCGAUGAUUAUACGCGCCAGUGCGACGAUUUGGGCCACCUUGACUACCAACGCUGUCGAUACGGUCAACGACGACACCUAUUUUUCCGGAUCCCGAGAGAUAUCCGUCUUCGCCGCCAUCAUAUCUACCAAAUUCAUAGAUUGCAGCUUCACCUUGGAUCGCGGAACGGUUUCAAACAUUGCAGCAGCAUGGCCACAGUCACGAGGAAUGCGAAGAUUAUUUUCGGGGGAACCGUGCUGCUUCUCUUGGGCUUCCUGAAAGAAAUGAUGGCUGCAAAAAACUACACAUUAAAGCCGAGGGUGGUUUUACCCGAUGACUACGUCAAAGAGGUAAGACCACCCUCGAAAAAAGGCACCCCCGUAGUGGUAGAGUUCAGCAUAUUCGUCGUCGACAUCAACUCGAUCAACGUGGAGGAUAUGGAUUUCAGAGUAGAUAUGUUCGUGCACCAGAAGUGGGUCGAGUCGCGACUGGACUUGCAUGACGACAUCUUCGAGGAUGGCGACGAUCACGUUAUACUUCCGCCCGAGUUUUUCGACAACCUGUGGCAACCGGAUCCGUACUUUCUGAAUUCGAAAAUAUCAGGUCAAUCUUUUAUAAAUGAUGGUAUAAAUAGGGUUUUGUGUGGCAAAAUCAGUUGUAUGACAUCGAUACGUCAGCAAGAAAUCGCUACCCUCACGCACAAAUUCUCCUCGGUGACACUGUACAAAAACUCAACCGUACGGUACGCCUGCAUGAUGCACGCCAUUAUUGCCUGCCAGAUGGAGUUCCAGCUGUAUCCGAUGGAUAUCCAGAUCUGUCCAAUCUACAUCGAGAGCUUCUCCUAUCACAAUCAGAAGAUCCGGCUCAAGUGGGCCGACAACGGUGUUACCAUCAACCCGGAGCUCAAGCUGCUGCAGUACAAUCUGGGACAGCCACUGCAGCUGGAGGAGACCGAUGGCUACAUGCCGGAGAAAUACGGAAAUUUUUCUCGGCUGGCCGUUUACUUCCGAUUUGAGCGACAAAUUGGUCACCAUCUGAUCCAAACCUUUGCCCCAUCAACGCUGGUGGUGAUGCUAUCGUGGUUCAGUUUUUGGCUGGGCCUGGAUGCCAUUCCGGGACGGGUUACCCUGCUGGUGACGUGCAUGCUGACACUGGUGACAAUGUUCACCGGAAUGCGAGCGGAUAUUCCGCCGGUGGCAUACGUGAAGGCACUGGAUCUAUGGAUGGCGGGUUGCAUGAUGUUUGUGUUCUCGGCGCUGGCCGAGUUCGUGGUCGUCAAAGUGCUGGACGUGCAAUACCAGUACCAGGUGAACAAAGUACCGAAAGUACUUCCAAUGCGAAUAAGUGCCAUGGAAAAGGGUCAGUGUGCCACGGUGGCCAACUGGGAGGGCGGCACGGUAAACGUCCGACCCCGAAAGCCAACCCAAACACCCACAACUCCUGGCCAAGCAUCCCUGCAGGGUAACGGAGGACCUCAACCCCCGCCAGCCAAACAGCCAACGCGAAGGCAAAGUAUCCUUUCGGUGGCGUGGACCGAUACGGACACCGGUAUCGAGAAGAUUAUGUGGCGUGAGAUUGACAAAAUGUCGCGUGUGAUAUUUCCGGGCUUGUUUCUCGUGUUCGUCAUACUGUACUGGCCGAUACUGAUUUUCAAAACGUCUUGAUCGACAAUGGAGCUGUAAAAGCUUGUAUUUAUACAGAAAAUCUUCUAUCUAGAUGCACCCUUAUGCGAUAUAGCUGUACUUGCACCCCUUCUUACUUUUUUUUCUUAUCCAAUCUUUCUAUGUAUAAUUACAAUAAUUACAGUCACUUAUGUUGCCAUACAUUGUACAUUUUAAAGACCCAUAACGAAGAUAAGUUUAGUUAGUUUUCAUUUUCGAAAACGAUUCGGUACUAUUUAUACAACACUAUGAUAGUUACAAAAGACAGACCUUCUGAAAAACAUAGCUCAACGCGCAAGUAAAACUGUCCAGUAGACCAGCCCCAAAAUCCAUGAAAUCCAUAGCACCAAUGUCUGUAAAUAAUAUCAUUUGGUUCACGUAAAACGUCUCC
Messenger RNA from Aedes aegypti (yellow fever mosquito), 2844 nucleotides. It is a transcript of the gene alka, whose product is annotated as glycine receptor subunit alpha-4. Gene Ontology annotation, cellular component: membrane; neuron projection; synapse. The record is from RefSeq and is a predicted model, not a curated record. Lineage: Eukaryota; Metazoa; Arthropoda; Insecta; Diptera; Culicidae. Bases 1002 to 2456 code for a protein of 484 amino acids. Gene Ontology annotation, biological process: chemical synaptic transmission; chloride transmembrane transport; signal transduction. Gene Ontology annotation, molecular function: chloride channel activity; neurotransmitter receptor activity; transmembrane signaling receptor activity. The transcript is spliced from 9 exons.